Messenger RNA from Entrophospora sp. SA101, 621 nucleotides. The record is from the annotation of a GenBank genome assembly. NCBI's taxonomy places the organism in Eukaryota, Fungi, Glomeromycota, Glomeromycetes, Entrophosporales, Entrophosporaceae.
AUGAUUAGAAAAUCAUUAACAAAAAAAGGUGGAUCUUCGGUUGCUCAAAGUGUAGGCGCGGGAUGUAUAAGUGAUUUGUAUAUACCAUCAGAACGCGGGAAACAUUAUGGAGUGUUUUAUAUUGGAUUUUUUGUUGGUGUUUUGAUUGGACCAAUCGUUGGCGGAUCAAUAGCACUAAAUUUUGGAUGGAGGUGGAUUUUCUGGUUCCUGUCAAUUUUCUCUGGAGUUUUGUUUAUUUUCGUAUUGAUUUUUUUUUCUGAAACAUUUCGUAAAGAAAAAUCUGCAUCUUCAACAAAAAUUAGUUUCAAUCCAUUUGUAGCAUUCAAGUUAUUGAAAUCCAAGAAUGCUAAUGUCGUGUACAAUAGAUUAACCAAAAAGAAUAACAAUGUUUCUUAUCCUGAACUUAGAAUCCAUUCAGGUUGGGCAGUUUCAUUGUCAACUCAAUUGAUAUUAAAUCCACAGGAGACUUAUCUAGUAGAUGCAUAUCCAGAAUCCAGCGCAUCAAUAGUCGCCUUAAAUAAAUUAUUUGCAUUUAUUUCAGCUGGGAUAAUGUCUGUGCUAAUAUUACCAAUGGCCAAUGCUUUGGGAAAAGAAUGGAGAGAAAAUUAUCAAAUUUCUUAA